Molecule: messenger RNA, 7768 nt
Organism: Manis pentadactyla (Chinese pangolin)
Lineage: Eukaryota; Metazoa; Chordata; Mammalia; Pholidota; Manidae
Gene: SYNGAP1
Product: synaptic Ras GTPase activating protein 1
Exons: 19
Coding region: 2032-5985 (1317 amino acids)
Biological process (GO): regulation of GTPase activity; negative regulation of Ras protein signal transduction
Source: RefSeq, a predicted model, not a curated record
UUGGGAGUCGGGGGCAGGUUAGGACCCUGCCCCAAACUCUGACCCUCAUUAAGGCCCUUGACCAGUGAAAUGUAAUCUCUGGGUUCUUAUUUCCUCCCUCCACCUCACCACUUUAUCCCCUCCCCCACAUUCAAUCCUUAUUUCCAUUCCCCCUCCCUCCUCUGAUGUCCAUCACCUAUAUCUUUCCCCCCAUAUGGUGUCCGUUCCUUAUAUGAGUCCCCGCUCUGUCCUUCCCCUGUAUUAGUCCCUUUUCUUUGCCUCUCUUCAGUCUGAUAGUUGCCUUAUAUGUCUAUCACCUCUUCACCCCCUCAUUCAUGACUCCCUUGUCCUAGUACCCCUGUUAAUUCCCCCUCAUUUCCUCUGUCCCAUGUCUAACUGGGCCCUUCUGGUAUAUUCCUUGGCCCUAGGGAUUUACCAUGAUUUCUGACUCCGUUUCUCUUAGAUCCAUCCCUGUGAUUUGUACCGCAGCCCAGCCUCUGUUCCCUAUCCCAUUCCCUGUUUUGUCAGCACACGUAUGUGCCUACCCACUUUACCCUAACACUCCAGCUUUUAUCAGCUGUUCCUCUUUUCUUGUUUCCUCUACUUCCUGGAAUGUUGGAGGUUUGGGGAGCAAAAAUACAGGUUUUGAUGGUUGAAUCAGGCCCUAGAAAAUAUCUCCAUCUGAGCCCUGUGGAAUUACUCAUCCCAGUAAAUCUUUCCCCUUUCUCAGCCGUGUUCCUGUGUCCCUUCCUUACAUAUGCUCCCAGAAUCGUCCUACUUAAUCCGGACAGUGUGUGUGCGUGUGUGUGUUGUGUGUGUGUGUGUGUGUGUGUGUGUGUGUGUGUGUGUGUGUGUGUUUCCAGAGUUGCCCCUAAGCUAAGUUCUCUGGGUCUUUCCCUGCUCCCAGGAGGAAGGUGCCUCCUGAAGUCUAACUUGCCUCCCCGUGGCUGCAGCCUAAACCAACCCCUCCUGUAAUGAUUAUGUGUAUCAACAGACUUCUCCUCUGGGGGUCCUCAGAGUCUGAGUGGGCAUGUUGCCUGCAGAGUCUACAGUCUCAGAAGCUAGGGUUUGGUGAUCUCUGUGGCUAGAGGGUAUCGGUUAGAGUUUCCUAGACGGCAUUGAGGUAGUGAGAGUUUCAAAGUAUUGGGGUUUGUAGAUGUCUAUAUUCUGGGAGUUCAUCUCUGACACUGAUCUGAUGGUUGGGUAAAUUUGAAAAGAUGCUUGUAGACAGAAAGGGGCUCGAUUUUUCAAAACUCCUACUCAUGGCAUUCAGUUAGAAUGAAGCUCAAAGACCACUUCCUUUCCUGCAAUAUACCCAUGAUUAAUUAUCCUGUAAGCGCGACAGAAUUUGACUUCUCUUCCUCUAAACUCUUUCACUCUUGAUACCUUAAGCCUAUUUUCUGUAACUUUGAUGUGACCAAGUUGAUUUCUCCUACUUUCAUAGGGCCUGUCCCUGUGAUGGUAUGUGGCAGUGGGGUUUAAAAAAGAGGCAGUUUUCAGGGAUGGGGCAUGGGAAAAGCAAUAGCAAAUUGGGGAAGGAGACUGGGGACAGCUCUGAGCAUGGGCAAUCCUUGGUCUGCUGUUCUUUUCCAGAAGUUUCAUCUCCAUCCCCAGCUAUAGUCUUUGGAGAGCCCCCCUAUGUCACAGGCCUGGAUCAUUCAUUCUCUCCUCCCCUCUUUCUUCCUCAGCUCCUCACUGUGCCUUGGAGAAGUUCCUAAUCUGUGGUGUUGGCUCCCAUCCUGUCCAUGAAGACUAGGUGGGGAGGCAGGGUAGUACGGAAUCUUUGAUUUCUGGGCAUAGAAUAGGGGAAGAGGUCAAUUCAGUCUGUAUUCAUUCAAACAAGGGCAUAUUUCCUGCCUCCUCACUCUCUGGUCCCUCCACAGUCAGAUGCUGACAAGGUCCAUCCUCCCCCCACCACUGGAAGAAUGAGAACCUUCCCCAAAGGAUGAGUAGGGUUGAGCUAGGGAAGAAGAGAGCAGAGGUUAGAGGUGAGGCAGGAAAGGAGACCCUCUCAUGUCUUUGACUCUGUGAACAGAUGUACGGGGACCCCCUAUGCACCGAACCCAAUACGUUCAUUCCCCAUAUGAUCGUCCUGGUUGGAACCCUCGGUUCUGCAUCAUCUCGGGGAACCAGCUUCUCAUGUUGGAUGAGGAUGAGAUACACCCCCUUCUGAUCCGGGACCGGAGGAGCGAGUCCAGUCGCAACAAGCUGCUGAGACGCACAGUCUCCGUGCCGGUGGAGGGGCGGCCCCACGGCGAGCAUGAAUACCACUUGGGUCGCUCGAGGAGGAAGAGCGUCCCAGGGGGGAAGCAGUACAGCAUGGAGGCCGCCCCCGCUGCACCCUUCCGACCCUCGCAAGGCUUCCUGAGCCGGAGGCUAAAAAGCUCCAUCAAACGCACGAAGUCACAGCCCAAACUUGACCGGACCAGCAGCUUUCGCCAGAUCCUGCCUCGCUUCCGAAGUGCUGACCAUGACCGGGCCCGGCUGAUGCAGAGCUUUAAGGAGUCACACUCUCACGAGUCCUUACUGAGUCCUAGCAGUGCAGCUGAGGCCUUAGAGCUCAACUUGGAUGAAGAUUCCAUUAUCAAGCCAGUGCAUAGCUCCAUCCUGGGCCAGGAGUUCUGUUUUGAGGUAACAACGUCAUCAGGAACAAAAUGUUUUGCCUGUCGUUCUGCAGCAGAAAGGGACAAAUGGAUCGAGAAUCUACAACGGGCAGUAAAACCCAACAAGGACAAUAGCCGCCGGGUGGACAAUGUGUUGAAGCUGUGGAUCAUAGAGGCUCGGGAGCUGCCACCCAAGAAGCGGUACUAUUGCGAGCUCUGCCUGGAUGACAUGCUGUAUGCACGCACCACCUCCAAGCCCCGCUCGGCCUCAGGGGACACCGUCUUCUGGGGCGAGCACUUUGAGUUUAACAACCUGCCAGCUGUCCGUGCUCUUCGGCUACAUCUGUACCGUGACUCAGACAAAAAACGCAAGAAGGACAAGGCAGGCUAUGUCGGCCUGGUGACUGUGCCCGUGGCCACCCUAGCUGGGCGCCACUUCACAGAGCAGUGGUACCCUGUAACCCUGCCAACAGGCAGCGGGGGCUCAGGAGGCAUGGGGGGUUCAGGAGGGGGAGGGGGCUCAGGGAGUGGCUCGGGGGGCAAGGGCAAAGGAGGCUGCCCGGCUGUGCGGCUAAAGGCACGGUACCAGACAAUGAGCAUCCUGCCCAUGGAGCUGUAUAAGGAGUUUGCAGAGUACGUCACUAACCAUUAUCGGAUGCUGUGUGCAGUACUGGAGCCCGCCCUGAAUGUCAAGGGCAAGGAGGAAGUUGCCAGUGCGCUGGUUCACAUCCUGCAGAGCACGGGCAAGGCCAAGGACUUCCUUUCCGACAUGGCCAUGUCUGAGGUGGACCGGUUCAUGGAACGGGAGCACCUCAUAUUCCGCGAGAACACGCUCGCCACUAAAGCCAUAGAAGAGUAUAUGAGACUGAUUGGUCAGAAAUACCUCAAGGAUGCCAUUGGGGAAUUCAUCCGUGCUCUGUAUGAGUCUGAGGAAAACUGCGAGGUGGACCCCAUCAAGUGCACGGCAUCCAGCUUGGCAGAGCACCAGGCUAACCUACGAAUGUGCUGUGAGUUGGCCCUGUGCAAGGUGGUCAACUCCCAUUGCGUGUUCCCGAGGGAGCUGAAGGAGGUGUUUGCAUCUUGGCGACUGCGUUGCGCAGAGCGGGGCCGGGAGGACAUCGCUGACAGACUGAUUAGCGCCUCGCUCUUCCUGCGCUUCCUCUGCCCAGCCAUUAUGUCGCCCAGUCUCUUUGGGCUUAUGCAAGAGUACCCAGAUGAGCAGACCUCACGAACCCUCACCCUCAUCGCCAAGGUUAUCCAGAACCUGGCCAACUUUUCCAAGUUUACCUCAAAGGAGGACUUUCUGGGAUUCAUGAAUGAGUUUCUGGAGCUGGAGUGGGGUUCCAUGCAGCAGUUCCUGUACGAGAUCUCUAACUUGGACACACUGACCAACAGCAGUAGCUUUGAGGGUUACAUCGACUUGGGCCGAGAGCUCUCCACACUGCAUGCCCUGCUCUGGGAGGUGCUGCCCCAGCUCAGUAAGGAAGCCCUCCUGAAGCUGGGCCCGCUGCCCCGGCUCCUCAAUGACAUCAGCACGGCUCUGAGGAACCCCAACAUCCAAAGGCAGCCAAGCCGUCAGAGCGAGCGGCCCCGGCCUCAGCCCAUGGUGCUGCGGGGCCCAUCAGCCGAGAUGCAGGGCUACAUGAUGCGGGACCUCAACAGCUCCAUCGACCUUCAGUCCUUCAUGGCUCGAGGCCUCAACAGCUCUAUGGACAUGGCUCGCCUCCCCUCCCCAACCAAGGAAAAGCCGCCCCCACCACCACCUGGUGGGGGAAAAGAUCUGUUCUAUGUAAGCCGCCCACCCCUGGCCCGUUCCUCGCCAGCAUAUUGCACGAGCAGCUCGGACAUCACAGAGCCAGAGCAGAAGAUGCUGAGUGUCAACAAGAGUGUCUCCAUGCUGGAUCUGCAGGGCGAUGGGCCUGGUGGCCGGCUCAACAGCAGCAGUGUGUCCAACCUGGCAGCUGUUGGGGACCUGCUGCACUCGAGCCAGGCCUCUCUGACAGCGGCCUUGGGUCUGCGGCCUGCACCUGCUGGACGCCUCUCCCAGGGGAGUGGCUCGUCCAUCACAGCAGCUGGCAUGCGCCUCAGCCAGAUGGGUGUCACCACGGACGGUGUGCCUGCCCAGCAACUGCGCAUCCCCCUCUCCUUCCAGAACCCUCUCUUCCACAUGGCUGCUGAUGGGCCAGGCCCCCCAGGGGGCCACGGAGUGGGAAGUGGCCAUGGCCCACCCUCCUCCCAUCACCACCAUCACCAUCAUCACCACCACCGAGGUGGAGAGCCCCCUGGGGACACCUUCGCCCCAUUCCAUGGCUAUAGUAAGAGUGAGGACCUCUCCUCUGGGGUCCCCAAGCCCCCCGCUGCUUCCAUCCUUCACAGCCACAGCUACAGUGAUGAAUUUGGACCCUCUGGCACUGACUUCACACGUCGGCAGCUUUCACUCCAGGACAACCUGCAGCACAUGCUGUCCCCUCCCCAGAUCACCAUUGGUCCCCAGAGGCCUGCCCCCUCGGGGCCUGGAGGUGGGAGCGGUGGGGGGGGCAGUGGCGGGGGCAGCGGGGGCCAGCCACCUCCGUUGCAGAGGGGCAAGUCUCAACAGUUGACAGUCAGCGCUGCCCAGAAACCCAGGCCAUCCAGCGGGAAUCUGUUGCAGUCACCGGAGCCGAGUUACGGCCCUGCCCGUCCACGGCAGCAGAGCCUCAGCAAAGAGGGCAGCAUUGGGGGCAGCGGGGGCAGCGGUGGCGGAGGGGGUGGGGGGCUCAAGCCCUCCAUCACCAAGCAGCAUUCGCAGGCACCAUCUACACUGAACCCCACGAUGCCAGCCUCCGAGCGGACGGUGGCCUGGGUCUCCAACAUGCCUCACCUGUCGGCUGACAUCGAGAGUGCCCACAUCGAGCGGGAAGAGUAUAAGCUCAAGGAGUACUCUAAGUCGAUGGAUGAAAGCCGGCUGGACAGGGUGAAGGAGUACGAGGAGGAGAUCCACUCACUGAAGGAGCGGCUGCACAUGUCCAACCGGAAGUUGGAAGAAUAUGAGCGGAGGCUCCUGUCCCAGGAAGAGCAGACCAGCAAAAUCCUAAUGCAGUAUCAGGCUCGACUCGAACAGAGUGAGAAGAGGCUAAGGCAGCAGCAGGUGGAGAAGGAUUCACAGAUCAAGAGCAUCAUUGGCAGGCUGAUGCUGGUGGAGGAGGAGCUGCGCCGGGACCACCCCGCCAUGGUUGAGCCGCUGCCUGAACCCAAGAAGAGGCUGCUCGACGCUCAGGAGAGGCAGCUUCCCGCCUUGGGUCCAACAAACCCGCGUGUGACGCUGGCCCCGCCUUGGAACGGCCUGGCCCCCCCAGCCCCGCCCCCCCCACCCCGGCUGCAGAUCACCGAGAACGGCGAGUUCCGAAACACCGCAGACCACUAGCCCACCCAGCAUCACAGACUUUCUUCUCCCUCCCCGUGCACCCCACACUGGAACAGCACCAGCCACCAGGACUGGACAUCGCUGAGGGACAGCGGGAUUGCCUCCCUGAAUGCCUCCUUGGGGGACACCAAUCCCCCCUCCCUUAGCUUAGGGAGAGCGGUGACCCUUAGCUGCCCCCUUCCCCUUGCUAUUGGGGUGCUGCCAACUGUGACCCCCAGGGACCCUUGCCCCAGGACACCACCUACCCCAUACAGACCCCUUCACUCCGGGGUGCUAUCCCCAUCCUCUGCCUCAUUGUUCCCCUGAGCACUGGGGGACAGACCCUUGCCCCCACCCUGGGGGUGUGGCACCUCCAAACUUUCAACUUCAGGGUGAUUUUUUAGCAGUAACCAGAGCUGACAAUCUAACUCCCCUCCACCGCCCCAUUUUGGCCUCCCCUGUCCCCCUUGUUAUGGGGAGGGGACCCCAGGUGAGGGGGCCCUAUUACCCCUUGAUUUCUCAGGAGCGUCUGGGGGGGCUCAGCACGCACAAACCCCUUCUCCUUCUAUCACUCUUAAAUUUACUCCCUCCCCACCUAGAACCCAGAUGGGGUGGAGGGGCCACCGGGGCAGGGAGGGGGCGGCAAGGGGGGAAUGGGAGUUGUCUCCCCUUCCCCCCACACCUGAUCUGCUCUUGGCUGGUCCCAGAGCGGGGUGAGGGGGCUCAUGCCCCCCCCUCCCCCAGUGUGUUGGGUGGGGUGGAAUUGAGGUUAGGGUGAGGGGUUAGGGUUUAGGAGGGUGUGUAUGUUGGGGAGGACAGACUAGUUGAUCUGUCCUACCCUGACACACACAGUCCCCUCUGAUCCUUCCCUCUCUCUUCUUGUCUCUUCUUGGUCUCUGCUCCCAGGGGGAGGAGGGAACUUACUCUAGGAAAAGCCAUGUCUCUCUCCCCCAGGGUGGGGGGACCUGUGUUGGAGGAGGGGUGUUGGAGGCCCCCUUCCACGACUCUGUCCCCCACGGGAGGUAGGACAGGGCUGGGCUUCCCUCUCAUCCUCCCCCCUACCCAAUCUCCCUCUACCUACCUCCCUCCCUCCCUCCCGCCAGCUCCACAAUUUUUCGGUGUUUCUCUGUACAUAGCUCUCUGGCGGGAUAGGGGAGGUAGGAAUGGAUGGGGUUUGGGGUGGGUAGGUCAUGGGAGGGGAGAAGCCCCUCCUUAGCACCCCCUCUUCCCUGACUGCUGUCCCCUACCCAGCCUUGCCCCUCAUUCCUUCUUGCGUUUGGUAUUGAGACUCUUCCCAGACUCCUCCCUUUCUUUUGUAUGGACAGUUCCCAUUCAGUUCCACCCCCCUACACACAUUCACCCAGCCGGGGCCAAAUUUAUACUUAUAUAAAAGUUGUAAAUAUGUGAAAUUUUAUCCCUGUGCCCUUUCCUUGCUUUCCUGACCUCAGACCCUACCCCGGGACCCCCUUUCCUCCUCUCUUCUUCGGCUGUUGUAAUUAUCUGGGGUUUGUACUGUACAUAUCUGGGAUGUGUGUGUGGGGGCUGGGGGCAGCCCCUCUGUACAGAGCUUCCUGGCCCCCUACCCCCCACGCUUCCCUCCACCUGCCACCCUAAGGGUAGAGAGAUGCUCUUUCUACCUAUUUUAUUUUGUUUUCUCGUUCUUCCUCCCCUCCCUAACCCACAUCCAGCCUUCUCUAUUCCCCACCACUGUACCUCUUCUCCACUCCCAGCCCCAUUUCCUUUUUUUCUGGAGUGUGUGGUGAAACAGAAAAAUCAUGUUUAAUAAACGGAGAUUGUUCUUUUA